This is a messenger RNA of Magnolia sinica, 1768 nucleotides long. RefSeq names its product serine carboxypeptidase-like 26. Gene Ontology annotation, biological process: proteolysis. The record is from RefSeq and is a predicted model, not a curated record. NCBI's taxonomy places the organism in Eukaryota, Viridiplantae, Streptophyta, Magnoliopsida, Magnoliales, Magnoliaceae. Gene Ontology annotation, molecular function: serine-type carboxypeptidase activity. The coding region runs from base 23 to 1459 and encodes 478 amino acids. The transcript has 10 exons. Gene Ontology annotation, cellular component: vacuole.
UUAUUUAAGAAGCCUCGAGUAAAUGCAAUUCCAAUUUGGAAAGAUCACACACCCAAACAUGCCCACCUGCCUACUCCUCUUCCUUACAUACCUUAGCUUCUUUAUUAGCAUUGAAGCAUCCCAAGAGUCUGAUAGAGUCUUAAAUCUCCCUGGCCAGCCCUCAACCCCACCCAUCUCACACUUCUCAGGCUACAUCAAUGUCAAUCAAGACCAUGGAAGGGCCCUCUUUUAUUGGUUCUUUGAAGCUCAAUCACAGCCGUCCAAAAAACCCCUCCUCUUAUGGCUUAAUGGAGGACCUGGCUGUUCAUCUAUAGGGUAUGGAGCAGCUGUGGAAUUGGGUCCGCUGAGGGUUCAAAGGAAUGGAACUGGCCUUGCAUUCAAUAAAUAUGCUUGGAAUAAAGAAGCAAAUUUGCUAUUUUUGGAAUCCCCAGUUGGAGUUGGCUUCUCUUACACCAACACAUCCUCUGAUCUCACUCAUCUAAAUGAUUCAUUUGUUGCUGAGGAUGCAUACAAUUUUUUGGUGAAUUGGCUGAGAAGAUUUCCACAGUAUCAAAGCCAUGAUUUCUAUAUAUCAGGAGAGAGUUAUGCAGGUCAUUACGUGCCCCAACUAGCUGAGCUUGUGUACGACAGGAACAAAGAUGAAAAGAAUUACCCUUUUAUUAAUCUCAAAGGUUUCAUAGUGGGUAAUCCGGAGACAGAUGAUUAUCAUGAUUCAAAGGGGUUAGUAGAGUAUGCAUGGAGCCAUACGGUCAUAUCAGACCAGCUUUACGAGCGUGUGAACCGAGUCUGCGAUUUCAAGCUCCUAAAAUGGACAGAUGAAUGCGAUGGGGCCAUGUCUGAUGUCUACCAACUGUACAGAGAGAUUGAUAUUUACAAUAUCUAUGCGCCCAAGUGCGUGAUCGACGGUUCAGAUUCUUCGGCUGGGGACCGCAUGGAUGGUUCUAAUCCUAAGGUACAAAAAAAUAGUUUGAGGAGGAUGAGAAUUUAUGGUGGAUAUGACCCAUGUUACUCAAAGUAUGCUGAAGAAUAUUUCAAUCGGCUGGACGUCCAAACAUCACUUCAUGCAAAUGUAACAGGAAAUAUUAAUGGAAAAUGGGAGGUUUGCAAUAAUUCCAUACUGCGGACAUAUGAUUUUACAGUAUUUUCUGUUUUACCAAUCUACACGAAACUCAUCAAAGGUGGGCUGAGGAUCUGGGUCUACAGUGGGGACACAGAUGGCAGGGUCCCAGUGAUUGGCUCUAGAUAUUGGAUAGAGGCUUUGGGGCUGCCCCUCAAAACUCCAUGGCGUUCUUGGUACUACAACAAUCAGGUUGGAGGGAGAUUUGUGGAGCAUGAGUCGCUAACAUUUGUAACAGUAAGAGGAGCUGGUCACUUGGUGCCUCUCAACAAGCCUAGUGAGGCUUUUCUGCUCAUCAAUUCUUUCUUAUGGGGUCAACCCGUCCCCACCACACAUAAAUGAACCAUGGCCGAACCGCCCGGCUCAACCGAUUUGGGUUUGGCCCAUCGCUCACACACGACUGAAGAGAAAAGAUGGACGGAUUUUAUUUGUUUCGGCUACUUUUACUUUAGAGGAAUAAGAACUUUAGUUAAUUUGUUAAGUUAUAGAUACUAUAUUGUGGAAAAUGUAAGUUAUUUAUUUCACUAGCAAAUGAUAUUAGGUGCUUUGAAAAGAGUAGCUUGAAUUUUAAAGGUAGUGGAUGUUGUAAAAGAAAAAUUCAUCGGUAAUAUUGCGAUGAAAUGGCUAGUAGCAUGAGGUGAGUAAAUACUU